CCGGAAGAAAUUGUGCCGUAAACGUUUAUUUUUUCACGUAAUUAUAUGAAAUUGUGCCGUAAAGGUGUUCUAGCUAGUGGUAAUCUUAUUGGUUAUGUUUUCGGUAGAAGAAUACUACUGUUAUUUUUUAAAAAUAUAUUAUUAUUAAAACCACAAGUAUUUAUCUUUCACUAGAAUAAUCUUUGCUGGAACGGAGAUUAUUAUAAAAGAUAAAACUCCCUUUAUAACUUCUGAGUUACUGAUACAAAUCCACAACUCUUCAUCCAUGAAAAUCAGUUUUGUUUAUAAACAUAUACAAAUAAUUAGGUGGUGAAAUUGAAACAAGUAAACCUCCAAAAACCAGUAACCACUCCGUAUAUUAUCUUAUUGGCAAAGUACUCAAUCAUCAGCACUAGCAACAGCCAUGGGAGAGGUAGACCCAGCUUUCAUCCAAGACCUAGAACACAGACCAAAGCUCUCCAUAAUCCAAGCUGAAGGAAUUCCCAUAAUUGACCUCUCUCCAAUAUCCAACCACACAGUUUCAGAUCCAUCUUCCAUUGAAAACUUAGUGAAGCAGAUAGGGAGUGCAUGCAAGGAAUGGGGUUUCUUCCAAGUAACCAACCAUGGGGUGCCCCUCACUCUAAGGCAAAACAUUGAGAAAGCCUCAAGAUUGUUCUUUGCACAGAAUUUGGAGGAGAAAAGAAAGGUUAGCAGAGAUGAGAGUUCUCCAAAUGGUUACUAUGACACAGAACACACCAAGAACAUUAGGGACUGGAAAGAAGUCUUUGAUUUUCAAGCCAAAGACCCCACUUUCAUCCCUGUCACUUUUGAUGAACAUGAUGAUCGAGUCACUCACUGGACUAAUCAUUCUCCUCAAUACCCUCCAAACUUUAGGGAUAUAAUCGAAGAGUAUGUUCAAGAGGUGGAAAAGCUGUCCUUUAAGCUGUUGGAGAUUAUAGCUCUGAGCUUAGGCCUUGAGGCAAAGAGGUUUGAAGAGUUUUUCAUCAAAGAUCAAACUAGCUUUAUUCGACUCAACCACUAUCCUCCAUGCCCUUCCCCUCAUCUAGCUCUUGGUGUUGGUCGACACAAGGACAUUGGAGCCUUAACCAUUCUUGCACAAGAUGAUGUUGGAGGACUUGAAGUCAAACGCAAAGCAGAUCAAGAGUGGAUAAGAGUGAAACCUACACCAGGUGCUUAUAUAAUCAACGUUGGUGAUCUUAUUCAGGUUUGGAGCAAUGACUUAUAUGAGAGUGUGGAACACAGAGCGAUGGUUAACUCUGAGAAAGAAAGGUUUUCCAUACCUUUUUUCUUAUUCCCUGCACACUACACUGAAGUCAAGCCUUUGGAGGAGUUGACAAAUGACCAAAACCCUGCAAAAUAUAGGCCAUACAAUUGGGGCAAGUUUCUUGUCCGUAGAAAGGGCAGCAAUUUCAAGAAACUAAAUGUGGAGAAUAUUCAGAUUUAUCAUUAUAAGAUAGCUUAAAAGGAUGGUAAAUUAGCAGUGCCUUUUAGCCUAUGCAUGUAAAACAAACUGAUUCAAGAAUGUUUCUGAUAUGUGGGACUGUGAUCUUAUGCUGCUAAAAUUACUAGUGUGCAAUGUGCAUUAUGUAUGCCAGGAGCAUCUAAUAAAAGAAAAAUAAAUCAAGAUUAAUGAUAUUUGAACACUUCACUGA
Molecule: messenger RNA, 1652 nt
Organism: Glycine soja
Lineage: Eukaryota; Viridiplantae; Streptophyta; Magnoliopsida; Fabales; Fabaceae
Product: protein DMR6-LIKE OXYGENASE 1-like
Exons: 3
Coding region: 404-1462 (352 amino acids)
Molecular function (GO): dioxygenase activity
Source: RefSeq, a predicted model, not a curated record